UUGCAUACAAGGAUACAGGGGCUUGCAUGGCGACACAGAGAGGAGGUCAUGAUGGAGAGACGCAGAGAGAAAGGGGGAGAGAGGAAAAAGGAACAAGACAGGGGGAACUGAGAAGAGCAUCUGAGAGCAUAACUGCCUGUUUGCUCACUCUUGUCGUCUUGCUCCCCCUCCUGUCCAUUCACUUCCACUCGCAGCACGAACGCUCAGACAGUGAGGUAGGCACAGCGGAGCUCAGCGCUCUGAGGGAUGGAUAAAUAGGUUCCCACGUGAAAGGCAUGCAUCCACAGAAGAAGAGCAGAGUGAGAUAGAGGAAGACACAACCAGAGAGGAAAGGAGAGAGAGGUGAGGAGGAGAGGAAAGGGAGACAAGAGAGAAGCAGAUGGACUCUACACAGAGGAAAGGAAACGGUGUGAAGCUCACCAAGCAGCAGUGACAGAGAGGUGGGAAUAAGAGCAAACGAUGAACGCCAGAGGGAUGGAAGAAUGGGCUGAAGAGACGUGAAGGAAUAGCAGAGAAGCGGAGCGAGCAUUUGUGGGAGAAAGAGACAACACAGAAGGGAAUCAGGAAGAGAGAGAUGUGGAAUUCCACGCUGUCUUCAACCAUGAGAGAAUGAGUCACUGAGAAGAAGAGCUGCAAAAAGAAAAGAGUGAUAAAAUCAAAAGGAAAGGAGGGAGAGCGAAAAAAAAUUAAAAAAGUUGAAACAGAUAGGCCAUUAUGUGGAAGUACGCAGGCCCAGCCCAUACUUUGGUCAUCCAAUCUCCUGAGGGCCCAGGGGACAAAGCAAGUGGAGAAGGAGGGUCUGCCAAGAAGACAAGCCAAUGUGAUGGACACAGAAAGGAUGGACAGGCUACAUUUUCUUCCUCCCUGCUUAUUUGCCGGUAACCUGCCCAGCCUCAUCAAGAGUUUGUCUCCCUGUAAAGAAGCUGAAGUGCACAAAUUCAGAAGAAAUGUGAGGGUGUGGUCAUUUCUCACAUUCUCAUUUUAAUGAGUAUUUGAUGCUGCAUAUAUUUAUUUUUGUAACAGUGUAAGAUAAAUGCUAACCCAAGGAGGUUAGAAUUUAUCACAGUGAUCUUUACUUCAUUUUUACUUGCUUUUAUUAAUAUACAUCUUGAACUGUGGAUACGGUAACCCAUCCUUUCUAGGGGACACUCUUCGUUGCAAAGGAAGUCCUUGGUGUAUAGAUUUGAGAUAACCUAAGCAGCUGCACACAAACCUAUAAAAAAUAUAUCUUAUAUGGUCUGUUCUGUGAUGAAACUCAGUCAAUCUAUUGUACAAAUCGCUCACUGUUAUAAUGACUAUAAAGCAAAGGGGGGGUCUCUCUCCUUGUUGAAGUACUGAAAUAACUAGGCCUUCACAACAUCAAACUGCCUGCAGAGCCUGUGGAUGUUGGGGGAGCGAGAGAGACAAGAGAAAUGGUGAGCAAAGAGCCCAACCACUUGCUCUCAGGCCAAACCAACGGCAAGAGCACCUUGGCGGACAAGUUGCCCGGGACAAUGACUGUGCGCUCUGUGCUGCUCAAUCGAGACUCCCCAGAUAUUGAGAGCCGCCUCAAGCGGCGCCGCAAUCGCACCCACCAGGUCCGCUUCAAAGACCUGGAGGAUGGCAGCAGCAGCAGUGGCAACAGUGGGACAGGAGAAAACAAUAGCCAUCAGAGGCUUGCCACGGAUUGUAACAGCCCACAUCCUCUUCGCAAACACAGCAGCAGGUCCCCCAAGCCAUGGACUGACAGGGAUGGGCCACAGACUCAGAGUCUACCUGGCCAAACCUCUGUGGUGGGGGCUGUGCGUGGGGACAUGGCAAGGACUAUAGAGGUGGUUGCUGCUUUCUUAGCCAGGGCCCCUCCUCAUCCAUUAACUCCGGGUCCUACACGUCGAUGCUGGGGACCACCACAGACUAACUCCUUGACCUUGCCAAUGACACGCAGGCCCAGUACGAGCACCAGCACAGCCAUCCAGACCUCCCCAUGCCUGAAAAAGCCCCAGUCCCUCUCUUCCACCCAUACACGUAGCCACAGCCUCGGGGACUCAGUGGGCAUGGAUGGGGAUGACGAACAUGACUCUCAAGAUGAGUACCUUACGCACAACCAUGUGUUGGUAUCUGGGUCCAAAGACCAGAAUGGUCCUCCUGGGCCUGGGGAUCGAGCUGUGGUGGAACGGAGGUCUAAAGCUUCCAGGACAGACAUUAAAUCAGCUGUUAGUUUGGUAAAAAACUACAGACACAGCUGUCCCCCUUCAGUGCUUCACAACACUGAGCCAUUUCCCUGUUCCUCUGUAUCCUGUCGAGAUGGCCCCAAGCGUCAGGGAAGCAGCACUCCCUCAGUGGUCAGGAGGAGAAAGCGCCUUAACAGGACAACGAGUGAUCCUGGAAAGGAAGUGCACUACUGCACCACUCCGACUCAAACUGAACGCCCCAGUCCAUCCCCGUCACCCUCGAACACCAAACUCUGCACCACUCAAGUUCAAACAGAGAGCCCUUCCCCAUCUCAAAAUUCAAAGUCUUGCACCGCCCAAAAUCAAACUGAGAGUCAACUUAAAUCUCCACCUUUGAGUGACAAACAAUGCACAACUCAAAAUCCCUCCCUACCUCCAAAUGCUGAAAAGUGCACCAUUCAAAUACAAACAGACUCGCCAUGUCAAGCUCCUCCAAAUCAUGAACCUUGCACUACCCAGACACAAAUGUGCAGCCCUUGUGUUUCCCCACCUCUGACAAUAUCACUGAGUGCAUUGCAAACUCAAUUUGAGAGUCCUGUUUCCCCAACUGCAACUAAAGAUCCACCCACCACCCAAAUAACUACUGUGCCUUACUGUACCUCUCUCCCACCUGCAAGUGCACCAACACAGACCCCUGAACGCUGCGCUAAACCACCUUGCUCCUCUCCAGCCAAGCCAGCUUGCAUCACCCCACCUCCAGCCAUAGCACUGUCCAUUCCUUGCUCCACUUCUGCACCUACUGUUGCCCAACACCCUAUCCCGUAUUAUACUGUUGUGUCACCACCGACAACCCCCAGCACAAUUGUUGUCUGCUCCAGUCCUUCCUCAACUGCACCAUCAUGCCCCAUCCAAAACUGCACCUCCCCUAUCUCAAGCAUAGUGUCAUCAGCUCCCCUAACCUGUUCCACCCCUACCCCAACUGUAACCCCCAAUAUAACUCCUGUUGACCCCAUCAGACAUCCUACCACUGCCCCAAGCGUAACUCAUGAACAACCACACAGUGCAUCAAACGCCACACCAUGUACAUUUGUAACUCAAACUUCCCUGUCAUGCACCUCCAUAUCAUAUUACUCUACCACACAUUCGGUUAGUGCCCAUGCCCCUCAACCAAAUUCUACUUCACCUUCUUAUGCCACUCUCAUACAAACUGUGUCUCAUUGCAACAUUCCAUGUCAAGCUCUGCAAAAUACCUCUUCUGCCAACACAGGCAUAACCCCCUACUCCUCCCCAGUCCCCAAAUUAAAAUCUUGCACUUCCCCGCCUCCACUUGUGAAAACAUAUGCGUCCACUCUUCCAAAUGCACAAACGUGUGCAACACCAAUUAAAGCUGUUCCUCUUUAUUCUUCCACAUUUCGUGCUGCACCACCAUACACUCCCCCCUCUCAGGCGCCCAAUAACGCUCAGGAUAAGAGGGGGAUUCGACUUCCACCUCCACCCCCGCCACCUCCACCUUACACACCACGCAAAAAGGGAAGUGAUCCACCAGGUCCUGCAAUCCGAACACCCAUGCUCAGGGCAGACAGCAAGGUCGGCAAGAGAGAUAAAGACGGGGAGAGGGAGAAAAAGGAAGAUAUAAAAUGUACAGACUCACCCAAGCUCUGUGAGAGAGCCAGCUCUCUGAAGCACAGAGCUCAAACUCCACCAGUUGCUGUGAUGAAGGGAGAGAAGCAGUCCUCCUCCUCCUCUCCUGCCAAGGCCUGUUUUAAGUCCAGCUGUCUCAGCUCAGCCCAGGCUCAACUUGGGGUGCUACACAAAAUGCUCUGCUCAGGACCCAACGCCAGGCCCAACACCCCCAACAGCCAAUACCCUCCAAACCAGCAGAGUUGCUCUGGAGCCAGGGGCUGCUCUGCUUCUGGGGAGCGGCCUACAGCUGGGCCCCUGACUGCCACCCAGGCUGACACACUAAGACAGGUCCAGGAAAUUCUGGGAGGGUUGGUGUCUGGUGCCAGGUGUAAACUGGACCCAGCCAGGGUGGCAGAAAAGCUCCUGGGUCCCAACGGACCCCUGCAUGAUAUUCGUCACCUGCAGACUCAGCUCCAGAGCCUGGAGGGGGUCCUGGAGACCAGCCAGAACACCAUUAAGGUCCUGCUGGAUGUCAUUCAAGACCUUGAGAAGAAGGAAGCCGAAAGAGACGGAAGACAUUCAUAUAGGACCGGACAGGACAUUGAGAACUGUGGGACCUGUAGGGACUGCGCCUGCAUCAUCUACAGUGUCGAGCAUGACUUCCGUCUGCAGGAGGGGCAGGUGGUACGCACAUGGAAAGUGGGCGACCCUCCUGAAGGCUCGCCACAGACCCCAACUCCCCAGCCCUCCACACCCAACCAACAAGACUCCCCUCAGCCGGUGCGACCCCCUGCCAAUGCCAGGAAAAACAGGAAGAAAUGUUUCUGGUUCCUCUGAGUGCAGGCGGAUUGGAGAAAAAGACAUUUUGAUACCAUAAUGCACUGCGCACCCUUCUUUAAAAACCUGCAAAUGAUAAACUAUGGAGACAUGGAAUGAACUGGAGAAUUAAAAUGCAUUAAAUGCAAACAUGAAACUGUGGGAGGAGAAAGGGUGACAAAGGUUAUGACAAGUUUGCUGUUGGAGUUGAUGAUAAUGGUUUGACUGGGCCGCACAUGUUGUUACUGCUCUUGAAAUGCCUCUUCAGCACUUAGAGGUUUGGUACUGGUGCAGGGAAGUAAAAGUGCUGAAGUCAAAUAAAAGCAAAAGUUCAGUCCACAAUAUGACUCACAGUUAGGAAGCAAUUAAGAGGCAUAAAGAGAAUAUAUAUAUAGCGGGUGGACCGGGGCAAGGGGCAAUACUGCAGAGAGGAUGGAGUAUAUUUAUAAAAGAUGAAAAGAAUAAAGUUUAUAAGCAAAGAGAGAAAAAGACAGGAAGGAUUCAUCUUCAUUAAUGGACAAAUGAGGGUCAGAACACCAGCUUUUAUAUCCAGAGACAUUUAAAAAGAAUUAUUAUGACCUGUAUUUAAAACUUUUAAUAUACUGUAAUUGAUAACAAAUUACUACACAUGUCUACAUGCACAUACAGCACACACAAACACAUACAUAAACAAAUGAAGUGACAUAUUUGCAUAAAAGGCAUACAGUAUAUAUAUAAAAUGAGACAUUGAGUGAGUUGAGCGACUCUGCUUGGAUGCUAUAUUUCAGAUAUGGAUUACAGCUCUAUAAAAGUAUUUUACCACA
Anarrhichthys ocellatus (wolf-eel) is the source of this 5392-nucleotide messenger RNA. RefSeq names its product mucin-5AC. NCBI's taxonomy places the organism in Eukaryota, Metazoa, Chordata, Actinopteri, Perciformes, Anarhichadidae. The record is from RefSeq and is a predicted model, not a curated record. The transcript is spliced from 4 exons. The coding region runs from base 1413 to 4610 and encodes 1065 amino acids.